Gambusia affinis (western mosquitofish) is the source of this 1195-nucleotide messenger RNA. It is a transcript of the gene pex26, whose product is annotated as peroxisomal biogenesis factor 26. Gene Ontology annotation, molecular function: ATPase binding; protein-containing complex binding. The transcript is spliced from 5 exons. The coding region runs from base 187 to 1116 and encodes 309 amino acids. NCBI's taxonomy places the organism in Eukaryota, Metazoa, Chordata, Actinopteri, Cyprinodontiformes, Poeciliidae. Gene Ontology annotation, biological process: protein import into peroxisome membrane; protein import into peroxisome matrix. Gene Ontology annotation, cellular component: peroxisome; peroxisomal membrane. The record is from RefSeq and is a predicted model, not a curated record.
GAACGUGAUUGGCUGCGUCAAACCUACUGAAGACGGGGGCAGUUGAUUGGUCGUUAAUCCCGGAAGUUCCGCUUAUUUCAAUUUGUCAACAAACGGAUGCAAGUGAGCGAAGUAUUCGUCUGUUAAAUUAGAUAAACUUAAAUAAUCUAAUUUAUUCGUUGCUGAUUAGCAGUUGGUUGUGGAAUUAUGAACCGAACUAUUGCAGUUCAUAACACAGACGAAGUUUAUGACAGCCGGGAUCGGUUCGACCGGAGUCCUCCGCCGCUCUCCUGCUCUUCACCGAAGCUUUUCGAGAUGUUGAAGUCUGCUUCAGAGCUCAUGAUGGUCCACGGCGACUUCCAGGCGACUUUUGAUGCCUGUAACGCGGGUCUGGAGUUCCUGGGGCGCAUGGAGCCAGAAGACAGAAACAGGUUUGAGGAGAUAAAACUUGGAUUCUGCAUCCUGGGGAUCCAGGCGCUGGCUGAGCUCAACCAGUGGCGGGGGGUUUUCUCCUGGGUCCUGCAGCACUACGGGCACGAGGAAAAUGUGCCUGCUAAACUCAUGCAGAUGUGCGUCCUCCUCUACUCCAAAGUCAAGGAGCCUGCUGUGAUGCAGAAUGCGACCCGGGCCUGGCUGUGCAGCCCGCAGAACGACCAGGCCGCCGGGUUCCGGCUGGUGGCGGAGCUCUACCUGCUGCACAUCCUCGUGCCGCUCGGACAUUUGGAUGAGGCGCGGGAACUCGUUAGCGGUGACAUUGGACACAACACGUUCACAGAGGAGCAACGGCGAAAAGCUUUGGAAGUGGUGGAAGAAAGAAGUCGACAGAAUCAAGAAGGCCAGAUCAAUCCAGAAGAAACUCCAGAUUCUGGAGCUGGAGAAUCACAACCGGUCUCAACUCAAAGGUCUUUACUCCGUAAAGUUGAAGCCGUGUUCAGGACGUUUUACAGAAAAUGCUUGAGGACUGGAUCCGAGUCGUCCAUUCUGCAGAAACUCUUCCUGGCCAUCAUUAUUUUCUACAUGCUUCUCUUCAAAUUGGACCCAGCUUUCCCGUCGUCCUAUAUGUGGACUUUCAAACUUCUUCAGCUGAUCAAGCAGACGUGGAGAGCGACGUUUACGUCAUAUCGCUCUCUGGUGUAGAGGAGGAAACUGUACAUUUAUUUAAUUUUCUCUGAGUCACUAUAUUCUGUUAGGGCGAUUAAAUUAAGAAAACAUUUAA